CACCCGCCACCCCCGCUUCUGCAGAAACUGCCCGCUUCCUACCCCACCCCAUUCCCCCAGGGCGGACACGCUGCCUGGAAAGAGGUCCGCCCCGGGCUCAGUGCCGUCAGCCCUGGACUGACUGCGACCCCUCACUUGGGUCAUCUGUCCGCCUCCUCCAUCUCCCUGGGAACCCCGCCCCCACACCCAGCUCCUCAUCAUCCUGCUUCCGUCCUAGACCAAGAGGGGCCGGAGAUGAGAGGCGUCCACCCCAGGCGGUCGUUGUCCAUCGGGCAUUCUGGAAUCUCCCCAGCGCUUAGCAAGACAGUCAUCAUCCCCGAGGGGGAUGCAGGGACCAUGGAUCCGACCCUUUCUCUGGAGGGGGGCGGGACACAGCUUUCGUCUCCUGGAGAGGCUACCCGGGAACCAAGACUCCUGCUCUGUGGCAGGCGGGCGGCCGUCACAGAGGACUCCACGCUGGACGGCUGCAAUCCACAGGAAACCAUCCUCUCCCGCAGUCCUGGGGACCACAUGUCUGAGGUCCCAGGGUCCCAGGAUGGUUCAAGGGGUCCCAGGACUGAGCUCCCUCCAGGAAGCCUCCAGGGGAGGGUCCUCCCCGCCUCUUCCAGCUCCUGGGGCCUCCAGGCGUCCAUCCCUGGGCGGGUGGCCGCCCCCUCCCAUCUCUGCCUCCAUCCGCAAGCGGCCGUAUCCUCUACCUGCCGGUGUACGAGGGGCCGUCUGCUCAGAAGCGCCGUGGCCCCGUGGGACGUGGGGACCACCCUGUCCCAGCUGGACUGUGUGUUACCCUCAUCCUUACCCCUGCGAGAGAGCCCCGCUUCCACAAGAGGAAGCAGACUGCAUCACACGGCCGGGAACUCAAGCCCAGGAUCCACCCCCAGGCCAGCAGGACAGGCGCCAAGCGGGGCCCGCCUGGCUCCCACUGACGUCGGACUCCGCUCUGCAUCCCAGCUGACGCCUGCCCUCCUGUGGGAACUGCCUCGCCCAUGGCCCUCCUCUGGCUGGCCGUGCUCCUGACACUCAUCUGCCGCUCAAUGACCACGGACCACGCCAUCUCCGAUCCAGACCCAAUUACGAACUUAAGGAUAGAUCCACAAAGAAAAAGAUUGGUCUGGGAGCAGCAUGGGAAUGUUUCCAAAAUUGCGUGUUACGUCAAUUCAAAACCUUUAACAGAGGCAAAGGGAAACCAAUGCACUCUUGGGGACUUGUCGUGCGAAGUAAAAAACUACACCGUGAAGGUGAUGAAAGGUCAACCGUUCUCUGCUUGGAUUCAGUAUCCGAAGCAAGGCAACCCCCGGGCGGCUGCGGACAACCUGACCUGCCGGGUGCACGACGUGGAUCAGCUCAGCUGCAGCUGGGCGGUGGGCAAGGAGGCCCCGGCGGACGUGCAAUACUAUUUCUGCCUGGAGACGUGGCCGUGUCCGAAGUACAUGCAGAACCAGCAGGGCGUCAACGUCCAGUGCCAUUUUGACAGCAUCUCCCUUAAACCUCAACUUCAAAGCCACACUCUGUUCCGUUUCCUGGUGAAUGGUACCAGCGGUGGUUCCAAAAUCCCCUGCCGCGAAACGCUUCACAGAUUACAAGAAAUUGAAAUAUUAGCUGCCCCGAACAUCACAAAAACGUGGUGUAACAAAAACUACUCGUUCAUGGAAUGGGAAGUAAAGAGUCUCUUUACUGAAGACCUCAAGUAUGAACUUGAGAUACAGAAGGGCACGGACCUCCCCUACAAAAAGGAGACGGAGCUCAAGACCUUUAUGUUGAGGAACCCAGGACCCUACACGGUGAAGGUCAAGGCCAUGGACUCCAUGUUCUUCAGGAGAAGACCGCAAGGCCAGUGGAGCGCCCCGCAGCACCUCGACUGUGACCGCAAGGACGCGUCCUUCCCGCUCUGGCUGGUGUACCUGCUGGCCCCGCUUGGGGCGCUGCUCCUGGUGGGGCUCCUGUUUCUCUGUCGCAGGUGGCCGGUGAUGCGGAAGCUGUUCCCGCGUGUCCCUCACGUGAAAGACCCCAUCGGCGACAGCUUUCAGAAUGAGAGGAUGGUGGCCUGGGACCCAGAGCCGGAGAGCCAGGAAGACUGUCCCGUGGCCCAGGUGCAGGUGUUGGGGGAAACAUGAAACUCAUGCAACCCGGGGCUUCAUUCUUCUGCUGGGGAGGGCGCACGGCUGGGCCGGGUUGGACGCGGACGUUUGCUGCACGGCUGAGGAUGGGAAAGCCUGCUGCACCUGACUGGGGGAUUGCCUUCCUUGUGCUUAUUUCUCAAAUAAACUACUUUUUGACCUGU
Messenger RNA from Cervus elaphus (red deer), 2278 nucleotides. RefSeq names its product interleukin 3 receptor subunit alpha (gene IL3RA). Lineage: Eukaryota; Metazoa; Chordata; Mammalia; Artiodactyla; Cervidae. Bases 984 to 2111 code for a protein of 375 amino acids. The record is from RefSeq and is a predicted model, not a curated record. Gene Ontology annotation, molecular function: protein binding. The transcript is spliced from 13 exons.